AUGACCUCUAAUAUAGUGAAAUCCGUCAAUGCAGUCACAAAAGCAGCAAAGAGCUAUCCUAUUAUAGCGUUGUUGGAUUCAUUGCAACAAACAAUACAAUCUUGGUUUUGUAAGAACAAAGACAUGGCAUAUGGCACAUUCACAAAGUUGUCCACCAAGUACGAGAAAAUAAUGAGAGAAAUGAGCACAUCUUUGAGGAACAUGAGGGUAUCUCCAGCAAACCAAACAAUAUUUUCGGUUGUUGAUGAGGGAUCAUCAUUUGUCGUUGAUAUAGAGAAACGAACUUACACAUAUCGAAUACUUCAAGUUGAUCAGAUGCCAUGUUCACAUGCAUUGGCUGUAAUAGAAACAACAACUAAAUGGGAUCCGUACAAUUAUUGUUUGUACUUCUAUACUCGUGAAACAUACAUGAAUGCAUACCACUGCACAAUAAACCCAGUGGGGAAUUCAAACGAGUGGAUUGUGCCCCGAAAGUUGAAGACGUAA
This is a messenger RNA of Olea europaea var. sylvestris, 486 nucleotides long. RefSeq lists its product as uncharacterized. The transcript is spliced from 2 exons. NCBI's taxonomy places the organism in Eukaryota, Viridiplantae, Streptophyta, Magnoliopsida, Lamiales, Oleaceae. The record is from RefSeq and is a predicted model, not a curated record. The coding region runs from base 1 to 486 and encodes 161 amino acids.